Messenger RNA from Mercenaria mercenaria, 15019 nucleotides. RefSeq names its product protein mono-ADP-ribosyltransferase PARP14-like. The record is from RefSeq and is a predicted model, not a curated record. Lineage: Eukaryota; Metazoa; Mollusca; Bivalvia; Venerida; Veneridae. Gene Ontology annotation, molecular function: NAD+ poly-ADP-ribosyltransferase activity; RNA binding; transcription corepressor activity. Gene Ontology annotation, cellular component: cytoplasm; nucleus. Bases 71 to 5758 code for a protein of 1895 amino acids. Gene Ontology annotation, biological process: negative regulation of gene expression. The transcript is spliced from 22 exons.
UCCACUGUGUACUAUUGAAGUAACUGGUCCUUGCAGUGUUUUGUGCCAAGAGCAACUUGAGACUUUAGAAAUGUACUUCGAGAGUGAAAAACGUUCAUGUGGUGGCAACAUAGUUGACUGCAAAUUCGACUCUGGAAUGAAAAUGGCUCUAAUAACCUUUGAACGUGAAGAAGUUGCAAAGAGAGUGGAAGAAAGAGGGAAUCAUGUUGUAAAUAAAGAAACACUUACAGUAAGGCUUCAUACUCCAGACGAUAAGUCCAAAAGGUUAGACAAACCAGAAGAAACGGUGGAAGAUAAACCGGAGACUUCAAGAACAAUUAAAGUGAAAGGUGUGGACAAGUCCGUAUCGAGAGAUACUGUGGAGUUAUACUUUGAGAACACAAAACGUUCUGGAGGCGGCGAUAUCGAGAGCAUCCAAAGUGAUGAAGAGGAAGAAGAUGUUCUCUUUAUCACAUUUAAAGACAAACAGGAUGCAGAUAAAGUAGUUAAAACUGGUCACCACAAAGUUGAAGGCAAAGCUCUGAGUGUUUCUAUCUAUGUGCCACCUGUACCUCCACCAUCUUACGAGAACAAGAUUCUGAUAAAAGGGUUAAAACCAACCACAACCCAGGAUUGUUUGUUCAACUUCAUAGAGGCAAAAACAGGAUAUAACCCAGAGACCAUGGACUGUCAUGCAGAGCAAGAAGAUAUAGUCAUGGUUACUUUUACAGACAAGCCAGAUUUCCAUGAACUUGAGAAAGUAUUCAGAGAAACUAGAUUGGAAGGAGCAAUACUGAAGGUUUAUCCUGUACCAAUUUCAAACUGUAUAAUUGUCGCUAACCUUGCCUCUGAUGUAACCGAAGACACGGUUGGCUUCUACUUUGAAAAUAAAAGAAAAAGUGGUGGCGGACAAGUUGACAAGGUGGUGAUGAAUGAGGAUGAUACAUGCCUUGUAUACUUUGCCGACCACACAAUCAUUGACAGUGUGAUUGAUAGGAAGCACGUGUUGGGUAAAAAGCAGUUAGAUUUGAAACGAUACCAGGAAUGUCUAGGACGCCCUGAAGGAGAAGUAGUCGAAAGGAAACUAAAUGUUCCUGAUCCACUGAAGAUGAAAGAUGUGUGUCCUCACAAAUUGAAAUUUUUAAAACAAUCUAAACUUUAUCGCGAAGCUCUUGAGAAACAAAUGUUGAGUAGCCAUGCGCGUGUGGUAUUGCCUACAGAUGGCGGGGACGUGACGUUUGAGUGUACUUUAACAAGAGAUGUGCAAAACUGUUUUAAACUUGUUAAAACUUGGAAAAAGGAGACAGAGGAAAGUUUUGACCACUUCAUGAACGCAAUCACUGUCUGUCAGAUAAUUGUUUUGCAAGACAUUUGGGACAAGGUAAUGGAACAAUUGAAGUCCGUGUCAGUUCCCAGCCCAGAAGCUGUUGCAGUGUGUACAGAUAGAAAUGGCGGCUUGGUAACAGUUGUUGGAAACAGACAACCUGCUGAAAGUCUUGCAAAGAACAUACGUGAAAUUUUACAGAAAGUAAUAGAAGAAGCUGAAAUGGAACGACAGAAGGUUACGGAAACUUAUAAGAGUUUAAAACCUAUUGAGGCAAGAAUGCUUCUUGUGGACAAAUUUCCUACUCGGAUGGAAGAGAUAUAUCCGGAAAUGAAAGUAAAAAUCAAUCACACUAAACAUGAAAUAGUGUUCGAAGGUUCCCGAGGAAAUGUAAGUGAUGCCAAAUUAAAAAUGCAUGAAAUUAAGAGCGAUUUUGCAAAAAGGUCUAUAGAAAACAUCACAACAUUUUCCGCUGGACUUUUUAAAGCUACACAGACAAAGGACUAUAUUGUGAAAAAAAUGAAAGAUGAGUCGGUGAUAGGGGUAUGGGAAAUACACGAACAAACACUGAUAAUAUUCAGUUCAUCAGAAAAAACAAUUGAUCACUGUGUUAGUAUCAUCCGCCAGUCAGUAAUUGAAACCAGCAUAGCGUUAACAAAAGCAUCUGCGUCUGUUAUGAAUUCAGAGGCCUGGCAGUAUAAGGUAAAAGAAUGGCACUCUCAGUAUGCUGGAACGGCACACAUUGCUGUUGAUGAUUCUAUGACUAACGUUAAGCUUUGUUCUACAGAUAACAUCGCAAACGAACUUUUACUUUCUGUGAAGAAAUUUUUGCGUUGCAAUACAGUAUUGGAAGAAAACGUUUUAUGUACAAAAAGUUUACAAAGACUGAUUGAAAAGAAUCACAAAAGUGAAAUCAGCGAAAUUUGCAAAACGUUACAGAGUUACCAUGUAAAGAUAACCACAGACGAACAUAGUGGAUAUAAAAUAUGCGGCACUGAAGAUGGAAUGACAAGGUCAAAGGAAUCACUGCGCGUAUUAUUUGACAAAGUAAAGAGAAAAGAUCACACAGUAAUAAAACCAGGUUUAGCUGAACAUAUGAAAACUUCAAGAGGAAAAGACAGUUUAGAUACUAUAGAAAGCAUCAUGCCUUGUGUAAUAUCGAUCAAAGUCGAAUUGGGCGAAGAGCAGAUGUCCAGUAAUCUGUAUGGUAUUGACCCUGCAAGCAAUGGAAAUAAAAAUAGAAAGAUAAAAGAGAAAGCUACAUGUAAAGCUUAUAGAAACAAGAUUGUGCACACAGCUGUUGGUGACAUGACUGAAAUGAAAGCGCAAGUUCUCGUUAAUGCUGCUGAUAAAACAUUAAGUCUCAGUAGAGGACUUGGAAAGGCUAUGGUUUUGAAAGGUGGAGAGGAAAUAGAAAAGGCAUGUCAAGAUUACAUCCAGACAGAAGGGAAACUUUAUGAAGGUGAAGCAUUUAUUUGCACAGCAGGAAACCUGAACGCAGAUUACAUUGUUCAUGUCUUAGGACCGGUUUGGAGAGGUGGACAUUACAAUGAGAAAAAAGCGUUGAAGGAGGCUGUUUUAAAAUGUAUGCACCAAGCUUCUACAUAUCGUGCCACAUCAAUGGCCAUACCAGCAAUCGGCUGCGGUUCAUACGGGUACCCAGUAAAACAUGCUACAUCAACAAUAGUAAAGGCAAUUAGUAAAUUCUUUCGAGAAAAUCACGACAGCCGGCUGGCAGACAUUUAUUUGUGUGAUGUGAAAUCUGACACAGUCGAUUUUUUCAAUGAAGCCUUAAAAGAGGAAUUUGGAAAUAUACAUAUUCAGGAGGAGUCUGAGGACGAAGAUUAUGAUAUUCAAGAGGAGUCCGAGGACGAAGAUUAUGAAACCUUUUCAGACAGAUCCCAGGUGUCAGACUACCAGAGGGCGCCACCUGUGCCCAAAUCAAGACCGUCAAAAAGAAAACCAGGGUCUGACAGUAAUCCAGUAAACAUUGGGAAUGUUUCCAUUGUAUUGAAAAAGGAGGAAAUUGCAAAAGAAAAGGUUGAUGUGAUUGUGAACACAACAGCAAAGAAUCUUGACUUGAAAAAUGGAGCAGUAUCAUCAUCAUUAUUAAAGUUUGGUGGACAGAACUUGCAGGUGGAAGUUUCAACAAACUACCCAGAUGGUAUAAACUUCGGAGAAAUAGCCGUUUCAGCUGGACAUAAUUUGAAAUGCUCGCAGGUGUUUCAUACAACACUGUCAAAUUACGAUGCAAAUAACGCUACUGCGUGUUGUGAUGCAUUACACAAGUUAGUGACCAGCUGUUUAGCUGAAGCACAGAGACAGAAUCAAACAAGUAUAGCUUUUCCAGCAAUUGGUACAGGGAAUCUGGGGUUUCCCAAAGAUAUAGUGGCAAGAGAAAUGUUUAAAGCAGUUUCAAAAUUCAGCGCUGCAAAUCCUAAUCCUUCUGUCAAAGACGUUAGGUUUAUUGUUUAUCAAAAGGACUUGACAACAAUUAAGGCGUUUGAGGCUGAACAAGCACGAUGGUCCUCGGGAGAAUAUAAAAGUGCUCGACAAUCCAGAAAAAUAGAUCCAAUUUAUGAACGACUUCAGAGUAGGAAGACUGAUUCAGGAGUAGACAGUGAGCACGAAUAUGACUUUUUACCAGAUAGUGGAGAAAGUGCUUAUGUAAACCUGAAAGUGACUGUGAAACAAGGGGACAUUACUAAAGAGGAUUCAGACUGUAUUGUCAACAGCUCUAAUGAAACGUUUGACUUAAAUAGAGGGGCUGUGUCUAAAGCCCUUCUAAAGAGAGGAGGAGCUGCUCUUGCAAAAGAAAUCAAGAGCAAAAGAGAUAUUAUGAGAAAGAAUCAUUUGGUAUGGACAUCAGCUCAUGGGAUUCCAUGUAAACACAUCGUUCAUGUAGUUGCGCAGGACAACAAUAAAGGAUGGAAGUCAAUUAUUGAGAGAUGUCUCCAUGGAGCAGAGAAAAAGAAACUGAAAAGUAUUACCUUUCCAGCACUUGGAACAGGCUUCCAGUCUGACCCCAAAGAAAUGGCUGAUGUUAUGACAUGCGCCUUCGUGGACUUUGACAAAACUAAACCAGCAUUCUUGCAAGACGUGCGUAUUGUAGUUUUUCAACAAGGUAUGGUGCAGGAUUUCAAGAGAGUUCUUUUGACAGAUGCAAAACAAGGUUCUGGAAUUUUGAACGCAAUCUACAACGGUGUGAAAGAGUUCUUUGGUGGUGGCAAGGACGGUUCAUAUGCAGAGGUCAGUAAAGGCACAAAGAGGAAACCAGAAAAUCGUGAUUCUGUAACAUUUGAGAUAUUGUCAAUGAAUAAAAAUGUGAUUCAAGAAGCCAUUAAAAGACUGGAAGGAUGUUUGGAAAAAGAGAUUCACCAGAAGGAACUUAAGGAGAGCGUUAUCUGUCGAAUGGAUCCAAAUUAUAUAGCAGAAAUAGAAGCCAUUGCAAGAGAAAACAAUGUCCAAAUAAACACUGAUGUGAAAUCAGGGAAAAUAAAGAUAGCUGGCUUAGCUCAAAACUUGAUGAAUGCCUCAGACAAGAUCCAUGGAAUUAUACGUGAUGCUGUUUCACAGGAAAAGCAAAGAGAAACAGCAGAAAUUAUGAGCUGUUUAGUGCAGUGGUUCUACAUAGAUAUAACGGAGGAAUGUGGACAAAAGCUGGUGGAAUAUGACAAAACGCUGAACUUCAAAAUAGAAAAUGCGUUUAAGUUGCAAGAACCUACUUAUUCUUUUAUUGCUGAUGAUAAGAAGAAAUACAUCCUUGACUUCAAGAAGAUGCAGGAGUAUGCAGAAGAUGAUGAUGAAGAUGUUGUUAAUGUUAUAAGGAGAGAUCUGUUUAAAGAAGGGGCAAGUGAUACGCCCGCGUCUUGGGGAGAAUUUAAAGGAAACCUUAAUGUGGUGAACUUAGCAAACACAGAUCCCGAAUACCAAGAUAUUUAUCAGAAGUUCCAGGCAACCGCUGGUAUUCAAAGACAAAUCAGUCAGAUUCAUCGAGUUCAGAAUAAAACAUUAUGGAAUCAAUACCAUACUAAGAAGAAGCAAUUGGAAGGUCAAAAUCCGCCAAACACGCAAAAUGAGAAUUUUCUAUGGCAUGGUACAGCAGAAGAUGCAGUAGAUAGUAUUAAUGCUCAUGGAUUUAACAGGAGCUAUUGUGGCAAAAAUGCGACUGCACUUGGAAAUGGAGUAUAUUUUGCUGUUCAAGCUGCCUAUUCCUGCGGUGAUACCUACUCAAGGCCAGACAGUAGUGGAAUGAAACGAAUGUACUACUGUCGUGUACUGACAGGCGAAUAUACGACAGGUCAAAGUGGAAUGAGGGUACCACCUGCAAAACCGUCAGGUGGAAAUAACGCCAUUUAUGACUCUGUCGUUGAUAAUGUGAAUACACCAGGGAUGUACAUCGUCUUCAACGAUACCCAGGCUUAUCCUGAAUAUUUGGUCACAUUUUCCCCUUAAUAUUUAAAUCAAAUGUAUGUGUAUUAAGGAGUAAAAAGGAUAUAUUUUCCUAGCCAUAGAAUAAAAAGAGGUCUAUAAGUAAAUGAUUUGCAGUAUGAACAAGCUGCUCUAUUGCUUCAUAGGAUAGAUAUAAGAAUAUUACAUAAGUGUGAAAAAUUGUUGAUGUACCAGUGACUCUUAAUACUUUUUCUGCUGUUAUUUGUGAAUGUUUUAUGAUACUGUUAUUUAUUGUGUGUUUAAAAGGACGUAUGUUAAAGGAUUGUACCUAAAGUCAAAUUACAUUUGAUAUUUCUUUCUUUUGAAAACUUCUUGAUGGAAUACCUCAACACUAUAAUGAUUUAGCUUCAUUACUUCAUUUUUUAUACGGAAUUGCAAUAUUUAAUCCAAAAUAUUUUGUUUUAUUUGGAAAAGUUAUGCCUGUGAGCGAUAUCUCUUCUUGGACCAUUUACAUAUCUGGACAAAGUAUUUUAUAUCCAAAAUGUAGUCUACUUAAACAUAUUUUGGUUAUGAUUCAUACAAAAAGAACUGAACGUCGUCUGUGAUUUUCAAACAAAUUAAUUCAAAGUGCGAAAUGGUAUAUAUUACUCCCGAUAAUUGACUUGUUUGGUCUGAUCAUAGCAAAGAAAGCACCAUUCAAAAUACAAAACGUAGAAUUUAUGACUUUACGACAUCGAAUCUAUGGGCAGUUUUUAAGAUUAGUUUAUAACAAGAAUAGUAAGGGUUCAAAAUGCAUGAGAAAACUCACAGCGAUAUAAAAACGUCAAUUUUAUCUGAUUAUCCCACCAAAGCCGUCUUCAUUUUAUGGCACGCGCCAUGUGUUUACCAUGUUCAUAAUUUACAAACCGAUCGCUACGUUCGAAAUCGCAUUGACCUUGCAGAACAGCAGUCACUUAAACUUCUGUUAAAGGAAUGCUGACGUUACCUUGUUGUGUCAUAAGAAGAAUGCCAAGCGCCUUUCUUUAGCAAAUCCGCCAAACAAUGAAGUCGGUGUCGCUGUCAAAAUACCACACAUUUACCGAACGUUGCUAUGUUAAAUCUUGCUAUCGUGCACUAUAUGCUUCUGCUUUGUAUUGUAGUCAUUGAAAACGUUAAGUGCCGUCUCUACUAUGUCAUUCUAUUGAUAAUGUGGCAUAUUGUCCUCCUGAAUGUAAUCUGACAUUUAGGUCGAUGUUUGCGGUAUUGUUUCUUUGUCCGAGUCAUGAACAAAAUGUUGACAUUCCAUAAUAUGGACAAGUAUGAAUUGACUUUGAACCAAUAUAGAUUGCAAGUUUCAGAAGUAUCAAUUCAUUAUAAUAUGACUGUUGAUGGCAGUUUAAAUAUACAUGCUAAUAAUAUCAAGUAUAUAUAUGACUGUUGAUGGCAGUAUUAACCUCAGUGCUGACUUGUUUUGGUAAAAAUGUGUAUUAUUAGUAUUAAAUGACCAUGAAUUUCAGUUGCAUUUAUGCUUAUAUUGCAUGAUUAGGUUAUAACAAGGGUGAAUAUACAUGGUAAAAUAUCAAGUCAUUACAAUACGACUGCUGAUGGCAGUUAUUUGAAUGUUCAAGCUAUAAAUAUGAUAAAGUGAUGCUUAUGUUAAUACUUUUAUGACAGACUUGCAUUUGUGUUUCACACGUUUUCUUCAUGCUUCUUAAAAAUGCUGAAAAGUCGUACUAGAAUAUAUACACUAGAAAACGUUUCACAUGAUGAUGAUAAUUGAAGGUGAUGAUGAUUGUUUCUAAGUGCAGUUAUGACAUGUUAUAUUCCUUCUGAACAGUUUUGUUCCUUAUCUAUAUUGCUAUAUUUAUGUUUUGUCUUUAUUUAUAAAUCUGAAUCAUCAUUCUGGAAAAGAAAAUGACAGAUGAGAAAUCAUUUUGAAAUGAAACAAAAACAUGGAAACACAUAUCAUAUGACACUUGUAUAGCUCAUGGCAAUAUAAUAUUGAUAUUUACUUGAUGCACCUGUUAAUAUGUGUUGAAUAUAAUAGGAUCAUAUUUGCAUCACUGCUCACAGACAUGAUGAUUAUACCAAGUUAUCUAUAUCAAUAUACUAUAUAACUUUGUUGACCUUGAUGUUAGAUAUAAUCGAAUGUAUUUAAAUGUUCAAAUUAUGAAUAUUAUAAUGUAAUGUCUGUGUUGAAAAAUAUGUUAUUGACAGCCAUAAUUAUAGCAUGUUGGUUUGUGUGUGCUACAGAUGUUUUAUUCAUGAUUUUAAACAAUGAAGAUGAUGAUGAUACAUGCCUAAAUGCCAUUUGUGAAUAUAUCUAUAUAUAUUCUGAGAACAGUCAUGAUAUUUUCAUUCAAUUUUGAACAGAUUCCUUCCAGUUUACUAAAUUCAUGUUCCUGUAUGUUUUCAUUUAUAUUAUAUACCUGAAUUAUCAUUGUAAUAAAAUGAUUGUAUAUCUAAAAAAAUCGUCUGAGCACAAACAUUUAAAAUGUAAUCAACUCAUAUUUCUGUAUAUUCCAUUUUGACUUGUCAAAUCAUUGUAUGAAGUAUAUUUUUUAUGCCUAUUUAUCAACUCUAAGCUUAUUUAAAAACUGCAGCCUCCAAAUUAUGAAAGUAGACCAAGUUAAGAGUUAAUAUACUCAAUUAUCUCAAUCCCUGACAAAAAACCCUCACAUCACUAUGAAAACCUCCUUACACAGUCCCCAAUUCCAUGAAGUAAGGUUGUCUUAAAGUUCAAAAUACACUUUAGGACAUAAAACUAUACCCGAAUGGGUUUUUUUUUAUAUUUGUACUAUAUAAAAUUGAAUCACAAACAUGAAACAUGAAUAUCUAUGGUACAAUAUCUAUCUGCAUUUUCAAAUAUAGAGUUGUUAUAAUUCUGUAAUAUUCUGCUUCACAAUCAAAAUAUAAUCACUGAUAAUCACAUGGAUUUUAGUUCUCAUUUAGAAACAUCUCUCCUCUUAUUCCUUUUAUUUUAUAUGCUCACUCAUUCCAUGGAAUACAUUUCAAUAACUGACUGUUUCAAAACACGUUCUCCUCACAAUCAAAAUAUAAUCACUGUUAAUCACAUGACUUUUAGUUCCCAUUUAGUAACAUCUCUCCUCUUAUUCCUUUUAUUGUAUAUGCUCACUCAUUCCAUGGAAUACAUUUCAAUAACUUACUGUUACAAAACACGUUCUCCAACCAUCACAUAAUUUAUAGAACACUCCAAACUAUAAUAAUUACGACGCAUAAAUUCCAACGAUUGUAUUUAUGAAAAUACAGAUGCUAAAACAUCAAUAUUCUUUGCUAUUUAUGUCCAUUAUAACAUAAUAUAGUACACAUCGUACGUUUCAAAACGUAUUCAUUCAUAAAUGUCACACCCGUGUAUUUAAAUAAGUGAAUGAAACACGCGAUGGACUACAUAAUAACACAAUCAUUCAACCAAUGAAUCGAUUGAUCUGUCACGGUUGUAUAGAUACUAUAACAAUCCAUUCAUUGAUUCGAUUCAUAGUAAUUUUCAAAAUUAAUUUGGUACAAAAUACUAUACUUCUCAAUAUAGACUUAUUUUAUAAAUUAUCAUUUAUUAAUUUCGUAGUCAUUUUGAAAUACAAAUAUCGAAUACAUAAUUAAGGUGAUUGUCACCUAGCUAUAUUGCAUAGAUUCCGUUGUCCAGCAACCGCAUGUCAACAUGUAAAACAAUUCUUUUAUCGCAAACACUUUCAAACAAAGACAAAUCUGUUUAAUACUCACACUUGUUUUUACUGUGAAUGUCCAAAGAAAACGUAUAUGAUAAUGCCGUUCCAACGCGUGGAGGUCGCAAUUCGAAACAAUAUGUCGGACUCUUCCAGUCUUACAACUCUUAUUCUUCCUGCACAUUCUACGAUUACUUCCUCUGUCUUCUUAUGGUCACUUGUGCAACUGGAACAACUUACCCAAACACGAAUUUUCUCCUGGCAUCACCUGAUGGGUACAGACUUACAAUCUUACAGGAUGAAGGUUGGUAUUUUUGUUUCUUUUCAAAUGUCAUUUAAAGGUCUAGCAUGUUUCAAAACCUUUGAACUUAUUAUUUGGUUGUCAAUGCUUCUUCUGAGAGUGGUGACAUUCAUCAAAACCCCGGACCCAAUACAGCCACGUCAUCUUCCACUAAUAACUCUCUUUCAGAUUCUUACAUUUUCGUAGAUUUCCAAAACUCACUGUCAUUUGUCCAUUAUAACGUACAAAGCUUCUUUCAUAAAAGAGAUAUUCUCCAGGCUGAACUUCAACACUUCUUUCUUUUUUUGAAACUUGGCUAAGUGAUCAGAUCGAAUCUUCUUCUCUCAUAUUUGAAAACUUUGCACCACCAUUCCGGAAGGAUCGUAAUGGCGAUAAUCACGGAGGUGUAAUCGUGUACGUCAGAGGUUCAUUUCCCGCAAUUAGGCGCACUGACUUAGAAGUAGACGGCAUUAAAUGCAUUUGGCUAGAGAUUCACAUUAAACACAGAAAAAUUCUAUUUGGUACCUUCUACCACCUAACUCGUCUCCUCUAGUUCUUACUUGGGUCGGCGAACCCUUUCUUGACCAAAAUAUCAGAUUUCACUGUCCUAUCUUCUGCUGUAUUGAUGUUGCACAGCCAAAACCGGCGACGUUUAAACGGAGAGUCUGGAAAUUUGAUCAAGGGGACUAUGAAGGUCUACAUCAAGAAGCUUCAAUAUUUGAUUGGCAGUCGCUCUUUGAUCAUGAUAUAGACACAUACACAAGCAAUAUUACCAACCAAAUACUGUCUAUGUCUAACAAAUACAUUCCAAACAAAAUUGUUAAAAUACGACAAUCAGAACCACUCAUGAUCCACAACGACAUACGCAAAUAUAUCAGAAAACAAAAACGUGCAUAUGACAAAGCCAAAAUAUCACAAAACCCUCGACACUGGCAAGCAUACAAACCGCUUAGAAACAAAACAACUGACAUGCUCAGACAAGCCAAACACCACUUAUCCCUAAAGAUUUCAGAUAAACUAAAACAGCCAGAUCUUAAAACAACAGACUAUUAGAGAAUACUUAAACAAUUCAUAGCACCCACUAACAAAUCAAGCAUCGAUACAUUACAUGAUAAUGGAAACAUAGUCACAGACAACACAGAUAAAGCCAACCUUCGGAACAAUUUCUUUCAAACCCAAACACAACUCCACGAUCAAAAUAAAAUAGUUCCACCACUACAAGUAAACCCAGAUGCAAAUGCCCUCACUAACAUUCAAAUCACAGAAUACGAAGUAGAGAUUACACUUAAUCACUUAAUACAGGCAAAGCAUCAGGUCCAGACAACAUAAACAGUAGAAUACUCAAAGAACUCUCACACGAAAUAGCAAGGGCUCUAUGCUCUCUUUUCAACAGAUCUCUUCAUAUAGGCAAGGUACCAUCUCUUUGGAAAUUAGCAAAUGUCCGCGCUAUUCAUAAGAAAAACGAUCCACAUACAGUCUCAAAUUACAGAUCUAUAUCACUACUAAGCACUAUCAGUAAAACUCUUGAAAAAAUCAUUCAUACGCACACAUACAACUUCUUCAUGUCCAACAAUAUUAUCUCUUCACUUCAGUCAGGCUUUGUUCCCAACGACGACUCAACUUCCAAUCAACUUGUUUCUAUCUACAACUCUUUCUGUCAAGCCCUAGACGAGGGCAAAGAAGUCAGGGCUGUAUUCUGGGACAUUUCUAAAGCAUUCGACCGAGUUUGGCAUCGUGGUCUCCUUCAUAAACUGGAAUCAAAAGGAAUUUCAGGGCAGCUUCUUCUAUUGUUCAAGGACUAUCUAUCUGGUAGAAGGCAAAGGGUCGUUCUUUGUGGUUCCUCUUCUGAAACUGUACUUAUAUCUGCUAGUAUUUCACAAGGUUCCAUCCUUGGUCCUCUUCUUUUUAUUCUCUAUAUCAACGAUAUCGUUACAGACAUCGGUUCUACUAUUCGUCUCUUUGCUGAUGACACAUGCCUCUACAUAACUGUUGAUGAUCCUAUUCACUCAGCAAUUACUCUCAACACAGAUCUCAAUACUAUCAAAAACUUGGCCGAAAAAUGGCUAGUCGAUUUCAAUCCAAAUAAAACAACUUCUUUGCUCAUUUCUCGAAAACACAACAAACCAUAUCACCCUCCUCUCUCAAUGAAUGGCACAGUUGUAGCAGAAGUAAACUCUAACAAGCAUCUAGGAGUCACAUUUUCUCACGAUGGAACUUGGCAUGAGCACAUCGAGACAAUCAAAACAAAAGCAUGGCAACGUAUCAGUAUUAUGCGCACACUCAAAUUAACUCUUGACAGAAAAUCAUUAGAAACUAUCUAUACAUCUUUCAUUCGACCUCUCCUAGAGUAUUCUGACGUCGUUUGGGACAAUCUUUCUCUCCAUGAUCAAGAAGAGUUAGCAAAAAUACAACAUGAUGCGUGUAGAAUUAUCUGCGGGACAUCCAAACUAGUUUCUAUCGAUAAUCUUUAUAGGGAAACCUGCUUUGAAUCUCUCAAACAAAGAAGAGAAAAACACAAAUUCACACUCUUUUAUAAAAUCACAAACAACCAAUCUCCUCCAUAUCUCAGUUUUUUCCCACGCCAAACAUUUAACUAUUUAUACUUCUAAGCCAAAACGUUCUAUAACCUAACAACCAUUUCUAAAUCUUCCAUAUUCCUUAGCCCGCUCUCUAAGCCGAACUGCAUUGUUCAAUUAUCCGAUUCCAUUUUUUGUAAAACAUUUCUAAUUCUCCAAUUUUAUCCUCUCCUGGUUCCAUCUCUCCUCUUAACUCACCCUUUUACUAAGCAUUUUCCCCGAGUAUUUAUAUCUUUUUCACAAACUGCAUCGCAAUAACAUGUUUACAAGUAUAAAAACAUGUCAAUCAAAACGUCCACUAUGUACUCAAAUAACCGUAAACAACAGAUGUAGAAUCAAUCAUCACUGGGCAUUUUUGUAAAUAAAUGACUGGUACCGAAAGAAACAAAAUAAUUAGGGUCAAACCUAAUAGACAAAACAUUCGACUGUGAUUCAUUUUGCUAAAAUUGUAAAGAAAAGCAACAGUAAACUCACCAGGUAAAUAAAGGAAUCAAUUAAGGAAAGUUUCAACGAAAACAAUAACAAAAUAAUUAAGGCUAAUUAAAUCAAUUUCUGUUCAGAACCUCGCAAUAUCUGACCGGUUAUAAGAGUAAACAAAGUCAUUUAGGCCAAAACUUAAUAGAUAAAACAUUCAGAUGUUACGAAAUUUGCUAGAGUAGUAAAUACCAACAAUGACCUACACAUGUAAACGAAAUGAAUAUUAUUUGUAAGAAUUAUCAGAAUGUUCUACCAAAAUCAAUAACAGGUAAAAUAAACACAAAUGAUUAAUUAGCUGAAAAUUGACCUGCGAGCUAUCAUUGUGUUACCUCUGUAUGCUUUUUUUCGUUUUUUUUUUUACAUUUAAUGCAGUAACUUUAACUCAAAAGGAGGGAAAUUAAUGUGCCUUUACAUAGAGCAGAAGAAUCAUAAGUCUUGUCUUGAAUAUAUAAAGUAAUUGCUCUUGUUUUACUCAUUUUGUUUUUUACCUUUUUUGAUAUUUAUGGCUUAAAAUCCAAUGAAGGAAAUUCGAAGUAACUUACCAUAACUUUUUUUUAUUCAAUACAGAAUUAUCUCCCAUAUUAUACAUAAAAAUACAACGAGUAGUGAUCAAAAGAUUUCAUGAGUAUUAUUUAUUAUCGUCAUAACCUUUUUAAACAAGCUUUUGUUGGAUGUAUCAUCCAGGUGUUUCUUGUCCGGAGCACAAGUUCAAAAGUACUGGAAAUAUUUAAGUGAAACAUGUAUCAUUGAGAUAAUGUACAAUGCACAAGGACCGUAACACUGUCAUGAUGACCCCCCCCCCCCAACCCGCUCCACCCUUUUUGUACUUACAAUGUAUAUUUUAUUUAAAUUUACUGAAGAGAUUCCAUUGAAACUGUUAUUUAGAAAGAUAUUAAUGUGAGGGAAUAAUGUGCACAAUAACUAUAACUCAACAUAAAUGUCCAACAUUUAUGAAACAGUUUCCCUUUUUGUUUCUUUUUUUUUCCGGAGCAUGACUGUAAUAAUAAUCAAGAAAUUUCAAUGUAACUUGAACUGUAACUGUACCUGCAGAUUAGUACAAAUGCGAUGAAACAAGAACAAUCACUCUAUUCUGAAGGUUUUUCAAAUUAUCUCCCUUUUUGUGCUUUUUGUUCCUUGCCCGGAGUAUUAGAACUCCAAAAGGAUUGAUUAUAUUUCAAAGAUACAUAAAAUAUAGACAUCUAUGAAUAAGAUGGAUUUAAGUGCACAGGAACCGUUUGUCUAAGUGAAUAUUUUUCAAUAAUUUCAAAUGAUCUUCCUCUUUUAUAUUUUCAUUCAUUGUCGCUGUCCACCGCAAAAUCUCCAGUACUUUCAAAUUAUUUUCCUUUUAUACUUUUAUUCCUUGUCGUUGUCCAUUUCAACUUAAUACUCAUGCAAAUACAUUCAAAUUAUCUUCAUUUUUGUACUUUAGAUUUAUUCCUUGUCGUUAUCCGUCGCAAAAUACUCCAGUACUUUCAAAUUAUCUUCCCUUUUGUACUUAUUCCUUGUCGAUGUCCACCACAAAAUAAUCAAGUACUGAAGAUAUAUCUAUAAAUUUUAGAUUAUACACGCAUAUAUGUAUCAGUGAGAUUAAGUACAUGUUUCUGGAAUAGUUUACAAUUCUCUCCGUUUUGUAACUUUUUUUAAAGCACUGAAAGGAAUAUAUAAACACAUUUGCCCUUAUAACAGAUGGAAAUGAGAAGACGUGCAUAUAAAGUCAAUAUUUCCCGAAGUAAUUGCAGAAUUAAUUCUCAUUUGUUGCAGUUUUAAAAUAAACAUAUCGAACAACGUGUAUAGUCACUUAACAAAGAUCUGUCGGGGAUCACCCAUACGAUAUUUUUGGGCAAACGAACUACGUUUUUAAAACUACGAGUGUUAAUGUUGAUAAAACUUACUAAAAUGCUAAGAAUCACAUUAAAAUUUUAUUCUAUUGCAAUCAUUAUGGAAAUCCCUUUCUAAAUUAAGAAAGCUCUGACAUAAAUCUGGAGGCAUGCAGCUUCAAUAAGACAUAACCGCGACUACUACAACAUCAAUCCCUGUACAAAUUUAAGCCGGAGAGUUUUCACUUUUCUCUAUUGCAUUACAUGUAUAAUCAAUUGCUUAGAAAAACUAGAAUUUCUCGGUUUUAGACCUACAUAUGUGAAUACUGACAAGUUCUUUAUUUGAUUGAAUUGAUUUUACUAUAAUUUAUACCAAAGAUGAUGUCUUAGGCAAAUGUAGAAUUUCAUAAAUAUAUUGUUAUGGUUAGAUGUUCUACUUACUUUGACAGAGUAGUUUAUUUUGUGACACGAUUUUGUUAACACAUCUAUAGAAAUUUAUUAAAAGUGAGAAUAUU